UGGCAUAGAUGUUAGCUCAGGGUGAAUCUUCCUCAACAAAAAAAAGAAAGAAAGAAAAGACAACUGUGCACACAGUAGCAAAUGCUUGUUGGAUGUUGAAAUGACAUCCAUCUAUUGAGCACUUACUGUCUGCCAAGCACUACACUUUGUGUACUGGUCAAGAGUAACAUCAGAGCUCACAGAUCACCAUAACAAAUAUGAUAAUAAGGAAAAAGUUUGAAAUAUUGCAAGGAUUACCAAAAUGUGACACAGACACAAAGUGAGUGAAUGCUGUUGGAAAAAUGGUGCUGACAGACUUGCCUGAUGCAGGGUUGCCACAAACCUUCAAUUUGUAAAGAAUGCAAUGUCUGCAAAGCGCAAUAUGAGGUAUGCCUGUACCUCUCAUUCUCUACAGCAGCCCUAUGGGGUUAUCCCCCUGUUUACAGCUGAGGACACCGAGGUUUAAAGAGAAACUCACCCAAGAAUGUCUACAGCAGUUGGCGACCAAGAAGCAGCAGCAGGUUGGCAACAUAAACCAGAUUGAGGACGCGGCCGGGAGGCUCCAGGCUCAUGCAGAGUCAAGUAAAACCUGGCUGACAGAAAAAUUCAGUGAACUCAGAUUACUUCUUGAUGAAGAGGAAGUGCUGGCCAAGAAAUUCAUUGAUAAAAACACGCAGCUUGCCCUCCAGCGGUACAGGGAGCAAAUCAAGUCUUGUGGGGAGCAAAUCGACAUCAUGAACGAUCUCUCCAACAGGGUGUGGAGCAUCAGCCAGGAGCCCAACCCCGUACAGCUGCUGCAGGAGUACACGGCCGCGGAGCAGGAGAUGCAGCGGCACAUGAGCCUGGGGGAGCUGUGCCACCCGGUGCCCCUCUCCUUCGAGCCCGUCAAGAGCUUCUUUAAGGGCCUCAUGGAAGCCAUGCAGGGCGUGUUACAGACGCCACUGGACGUUCGCCUUAAGGAAAACAUGAACUGCCAGCUCUCGGGCUCCUCCAGCACCAAGCCGGGCUCCUUGUUGAAAACAAGCCCCUCACCAGAGCGAUCCCUCUUCUUAAAAUACGCGCGGACGCCCUCGCUGGACCCGGACACGAUGCACGCGCGCCUGCGCCUCUCGGCCGACCGCCUGACGGUGCGCUGCGCGCUGCUGGGCCGCCUGGGGCCGGCGCCCGCGGCGCGCUUCGACGCGCUGUGGCAGGUGCUGGGCCGCGACUGCUUCGCCGCAGGCCGCCACUACUGGGAGGUGGACGUGCAGGAGGCGGGCGCCGGCUGGUGGGCGGGCGCGGCCUACGCCUCGCUGCGGCGCCGCGGGGCCUCGGCCGCCGCCCGCCUGGGCUGCAACCGCCAGUCGUGGUGCCUGAAGCGCUACGACCUGGAGUACUGGGCAUUCCACGACGGCCAGCGCAGCCGCCUGCGGCCCCGCGGCGACCCCGAGCGGCUCGGCGUCUUCCUGGACUACGAGGCCGGCGUGCUCGCCUUCUACGACGUGACGGGCGGCAUGAGCCACCUGCACACCUUCCGCGCCGUCUUCCAGGAGCCGCUCUACCCGGCCCUGCGGCUCUGGGAGGGCGCCAUCAGCAUCCCGCGGCUGCCCUAGGCCGAGCCCCGAGAGGCCGCCCUGGGUCCCCGCGGCUCCGGCCUCCCCCGACCCAGCCGGGGCUGGGCAGCGGCCUACUCUUAAGCACCCUCUCCCCACCAGCCAGGCCCUGUGCUUUGAAGAGUUCCUCUGCUGGGCUGGGUUCAGAUGUGCCCUACACACAGGCCCUCUGCCGCUGCUCUCUCCCCAGGCCUCCCCCCCCGCCACCAGGACACCCAUACUGCACUCCUUUCAGUCCAGGCGCCUGAAAGCACACCCCACAGGGAGCCGUGGCAGAAGGCACUAUCCUCAGCCUCCCACCUCCUCGUGCAGCACCCAGAACGCCUGGCACAUAGUAGGCACACAGUAAAUACGUGAAUGAAUGGGAGUCACCCAGCCCUGACUCUAUCCCUUGACGGUCCGUUGGGUCUGCCUCCUCUUCACUCUACAGCUUGUCCAUGUCACCACCUGGCCUGACCCAUCCUCCUCUUCCACCCUAAGCCAGAGGGCUCUCACACCUCACUGCACUGCUUAGAGCUAUCAAGAGGUUCCCAAGGACUACAGGGGAGAAAACGAGCACUUUACCUUAGCAUUCAAGGCUUUUCUAGUCUGACCCAAACGACUUAUCCUCAUGGAGUUCCUGCAGCUAUUUUCAGUGGCUCCUAGCUCCAGAAGGGUGUCACAUAGCCCCACCUCUACACUUUGCUGCUGUCCUCCCCGGGGCCCCAUACACACACAGUUACACAGGCAAGUCCUUUCUUCCUCCCUCUGCCUGUCUCAGUCUUCCCGGGCUUAGCUGCCCCGGGAGGUCCCCCCAAGCCACAAGAACCUCUCUUACUGUCAGGGCCACGAAUCUGCGACCUGUCUUUGCAACUAGAUUGGAGGCUAAGAGCAGUUACGUCCUCAUACCCUGCCACCCUCGCAGGCAGUGAGUGAAGGGCCAGCUGGCUAUCGUUGAAGGGCAGGAUAGCUCAGCUGGGAGGGCCUCACAGAUCGCCCAGCCUGACCUCACUACAUUUGGGGAGACUAAGGUCCUGAAAGAAAGUUGCUUCAAGUCCCCCGUGGUGAUUAAGAGCUGGGCCACCCCAACCCCCAGGCAAGUGUCUGACUUGCCCCCUGGCCCAGACCUUCAGGCCCAGCUCUCAACCUGGGAGAUUUUACUGCUCAUUCAUUUCUCAAGGGAUGUUGGGAAGAAAUCAGCAGGUGACCGUUGCUAAGCAACCGCAGGCAGUUUUCUCAACUGUCAUGGAAUCCAAAGGAGAGGAGCUACAGUGGAGGUUGGGCGGCCCAGACAACCCCUUGCUCCUCAGAUCCCGAUGUUGCCAAGGAAACCCAGAGAGCCCCGCUUUCCAGAAGGAAGUGACGGCAUCAAGAAGGCCAGCUCCUCCAGCGGGGAGGGAACAGCCUCUUUCCAGGGUCUGUGCCUCAGUCCUGAAGGCUCAGCGUCCUGAUUUGUCAAGUUCCCCGGGGGGUUUUAAAGUUAUAUUGUGUUAAGUAUCUUCUUAGGCGCUUGGCAGGAGGCCAGCAGUCAGGCGCGGAAAUGCACACUGAAAUCUCCCUCCUGGUUUAACAGACUCUUGGUGCAUUAAUUGGUUUGAACCAUAUAAAAGUGCCAAUUUCCAAGUUUUUGACCUAAAAAUGGUACUUUCAUAUGGGGCAAUGUAAUAUAAGUAGAAGGAACCUCAAAAGUGCCUUUAGUUCUAACCAAAUCAUUUAAAGCUGUAGCUUGGACAGCUGUCUAAGCACUCUGCUCCAGGAAUCCUGAGGAAAGGGAACUUGAUUCUCCCGGGGCGCCCGGAGCUGGAUUCCGACAGGCAGAGGGCAUCCUGACAGAAGCCGAUGGGUACACGUGACCCACAUCCCUGCCAACCAAGGCUGCCCCAGGCCCCCGCCACGGGGCCGGGCACUGGCAGCACGUGCGAGUUUGUCAGCGCUGUUCUAAUGCUUUGCUAUUCACUCAUUCGAUCCUCGCAUCAUCCCUAGGAGGUGGAAAGUUACCCCAGUUCUACAUAUGGCAAAACUGAGGCCCUGAGGAGUAACUUUACCAAGGUCACACAGCUCAUGGUGGCGCUGGACUCUGUGCUCAGGUCUGCCAGGCCGUACGCUGUCUCUGGCGCCACCUGUGCCUCUGGCCCCUCCCUUGUCGGGCCUUUGACACUUCGAUUCGCCUGGUUACUCCGAGGGACUAGAGUCCACCUUUGGGUUACCUUCCUUGGGCUCUGAGAGGAGGUCUUACACCCAAAGGGGGAUUUGAGAGUUUGGAUUCAUGUAGCAGAAACAGAGCUGGGAUGAGACCGUAAAGGAUGACAAACUGGCUUUUAUCACCCCCUGCUCUGGGCCAAGGCCUGUGCUAGUCAGGAAACUGCAGUUUUGGUCCACAAUCAAUUGUGACCUCUGCCCAGUCAUUUUUACUUCUUAGAGCAUCAUGUGUAAAGUGGGGGUAAUGACUCCAUCUACCAGUGCUGUGCGGCUCAAAUGAGCCAUAGAGUAUGAACCUGCCUUCCAAACCGCCCCGUGCUGCACACACCAGGCCUCUGAGCACCCCGGUGGAGCUCCGCUGUGCCUGACACGGUGCCGAGACAGCUGAUGCUCCCCGUGGAAGGGUACUGAUCACCUGUUCUCUUUCAGAUUUGAAUCUGUACAAAUUUCUUUAUUGAUACAGCAAAUGGCUUGCAGAUAUUUUCAAAUGACGGCAAUUUUCUAAUAUGUGGUUUGUUUUAAUAAAAUAUGAAUACUGUCCCUUUUAAGCAUGUUCUUCGUUGGGAGUUCAUGUUGCUUGAGUACGCAGCACCAAGGCCUGGACGCGGCCGUGCUCAUCUGCCGCUCCCUCCACAACUUUCUUGUAGUAGUCGGCGGGUCCCUGAUUGACCGUCUCCAGUGAUGGGGAGUUCACUGCUUCUGAUGCCUCACUAAGUUCUUGCUUAUAUGGCAACAAACCUUGCCUCCCGCUCUUCCUAUCCGAGAUAGUAUUACGUGGCUUUGGCAUAUUUGUGAUCGUCCUUUAGCAACACUGAAGCCAUUUGUGGUCACUUACUAAUUCUUAGAGAUUUCAGGGGCCCUUCCUUGCCUACUGCAUCAUCUCUUCCAUUUCUGCAAUUCCUCUUUGCCAGGGAGCAGGGGACGGUGAUGUCAGCCUAGUGGGGGCACUGCCUUGCAGAGGACACACAGAGGUGGCCCUGCAGAGCCAGGGCCUGGUGGCAGGAGUGCGUGCUAGGAGGAGGGGACAGCCUGCCCAAGAAGCAAGCUGCUUACGGGGAGGGGCAAGCAUGAGAGCAGGGCCCAGGUGUGACUCCACUGAGUCCUGCUCAGAAGCCUCCACGGCUCUCCAUUGACCAUAGAACAAAGUCCAGACUCAGCAAGACUUAAGCCCUGGCUUCCCUCCUCUCCACGUGGCCAUUCCAUGCCACACCAUUACCUGCUCGUCCCUGGACAUCGUGGGCACUUCCCAAGCCUGUGCCCCCAAUCCCAUGAUCUUCCCUCAGUCACUUCUCAACUUGCAAGUUUGAACUAAAGUGCCACCUCCUCCAGGAGGCCUUCCCUGCCACACCACCUCUCCCAUCACCACUCCCAUGGCUCUUGGAAAACUUAUCAGUGAAAGAGAUUUUCACAUACUGAGGUACAUGGGGUAACUUCUGGUUCCAAAUGGAUUUGGCCUGAAGAGAAGCCUGAUUUAUGGCCCGUCAGACAUCGCGCCUCCGCUUUACUCUGAGGUGAGACCCACACCUCCCCUCCCGCCCUAUCGGUGCUGCCCAAAUUACUCCCUUUCCCAGCAUCAGGGUCAUGUGGACCUGCCAAUUUGGAACCGAAUACCGCUUUGAAACUUUGAGGAAUGUGUAUCCCGGGCAUGUUUAAUGUAUGUUCUUUGUUCUAAAAAGGUAUGAGUGUGCUGAAACCACGCUUCUCCAGAAUGCUUCCUUCCUUUGUGGAAACUGUCUCCCCAGGUUAUAACCCUCAAUUUGGCUCAAGUAAAACUCACCUCUCUAUCUA
Molecule: messenger RNA, 5537 nt
Organism: Equus caballus (horse)
Lineage: Eukaryota; Metazoa; Chordata; Mammalia; Perissodactyla; Equidae
Source: RefSeq, a predicted model, not a curated record